GGCGAAAAGCGACGGACAGGUCGACAGAACGCGAGCGCUGUGGUUUAUCCGUGAAUAGCUAAGAAAAACAUUUAGCCACUAGCAACGGGGACCGUAGGUAACCAACAACGCAGCAAGUUCCCCGUAGCUGGGACGUGAGAGAAGCCGCGAAAUCAGGGCCGACAGUUAGCGCAUCCUGCACACUCCGCCGUAGCGAUACUUCUUCCGUGCGAUAAACAUCACAGACGGCCGCUGAUGUCCUCUGUCAGCGCCAAACUGUGAAGUCCGCAAAUAUAUAUAUUCAUAUAUAUAUAUACGUAGUGUAUUACUUGUUGCUUGUCUGACGCAUUCCAUUCCCCUUCACGACGGAACAAUACUAUUGGUCCGCGUGAAGCUAUUCUAGACGUUUAAGAAGUAAUCCAUAUCGUUGGUAAGGAGAAAGAUAAGAGCUGCGGCGAAAGUGUGACAUUGUGACGACGUGUUUACUGGUGUGCUUCAAAAGUAGUAGUGACCCUCUUCCGAAGAGAACUAGAGUGUGCGGGAAGAAGCAACAAAGGAACCGUGCCGGACCCCGCAUAAAGUGAAAGCAGUUCUUAAGAAAGAGCAAAAACAAAACAACAAUUAUACAACAAAAUGGGUAACGUAUUCGCUAACCUGUUCAAGGGAUUGUUUGGCAAGAAGGAGAUGAGAAUCCUGAUGGUCGGAUUGGAUGCUGCCGGUAAAACUACGAUCCUGUAUAAAUUAAAAUUAGGUGAAAUUGUUACAACGAUUCCUACUAUUGGUUUCAACGUGGAGACUGUAGAAUAUAAAAACAUUAGUUUUACAGUAUGGGACGUUGGCGGUCAGGAUAAGAUCCGGCCCCUGUGGAGGCAUUACUUCCAGAACACACAAGGACUUAUCUUCGUCGUCGAUAGUAACGACCGAGAACGUAUCGGCGAGGCACGGGAAGAACUGAUGCGAAUGCUGGCCGAAGAUGAGCUCAGAGAUGCUGUUCUGCUGAUAUUUGCUAACAAACAGGAUCUACCAAACGCAAUGAAUGCAGCAGAAAUCACCGACAAGCUAGGUCUGCACUCGCUAAGAAACCGCAACUGGUACAUUCAGGCAACGUGCGCAACGAGCGGCGAUGGUCUGUACGAGGGACUCGAUUGGCUUUCCAAUCAGCUGAAAAAUGCCAAUCGCUAAAACAUCAGCAGCAGCAGCAGCAGCCGCAGGAGCAGCAGUAGGUCAUUGCGCAUCCUCACCACGGUGGGUCUUGGCGGCCUCAACAUCAUUGCAAAGAAACAAAAACAUCCAUAUUUUGAGACGGGACUCCGCUGUCGUUCUUUGAGUGGUCAGAGUGGCGCAAAUGGGUAGGUGUAAGAGGACAGGAAGCUGUGGAAUGGAAUGGUGCAUCAGAAUCGAUCGGCGUGUGUGGGUGGGUUGGUGAAUGAAGGUAGUAGCUAAGGCGGAAAGGCGGAGAACACUAGCAGCUAUGUUUGCGAAUCGCGGUUCUAGAAUGUCAGUGUUGCUCUGCUCAGCCACUAGUUGGCCGAAAGUAUUUCUAGCCCGCGCAAAAGACGCUUCUUUGCGCGCUUGGAACCGAAAUGAAGGAAUAAAUAGAUGAUGCUCAGGAGCAAAGAUUGAACACGAUCAUCAUGAUCACGGGGAGGACGACACCGACGGGGUAUACACAUUUAUACACAAACACACGCGGACGGACGGACGUUCACUUUCGGACUUCGGACUACGGACUAAACGGUGUUAAAGAUAAUGAUAAUAAAGAUUAAGCCGCAGGGCAGAGGUGAGCAGCAACCGCAAGGACAAGCAAAACAUCCACAUGGAACACAACCUACCAUCAAGAUUAAGGCAUGUAAAAUAGUAGCAGACGAACGAAAGACGCUCUUUGCAUGCACAUUGUUGGAGGCGCGGCACCUUCAUGGAUGCGCCCCUAGAGGCCCGGUCUGGAUGGCAGGACAAGAGAAGACACCGAGAAGCCUUCCCCGAACGGGCAAGCGAUGUAGACGAUGUGGUGUGGUAUGCGAAAGGACAUUAAUUUUUGUCUCUAAAUGUAUAUUUAUCCUCAAAUCAUCGUUUAAUUCCGAUCUGGACUCCCCACAUACACACAACAAACAUCUAGAACGCAUCAAAAUAAAGUCGCACCCCACAAUACACUCCCCAUUCAUCCCCGACGGCGACCGUGCCCAGGGAAACUCCGAUGAAUAGAACGAUAGAUAAAUAGAGACCUACCAUAGCGGAAACAUCAUGUAAUGCAAAACAUUAAUGUUGUGAACGAUUGUUUCCCUUUUUUAAGCUUUUGUUGCUUCAUGUUAGACAGAAUCCGAAAUGUCCCAUGGAAGCAACUGAUCAUGGCAGUUCUAGCGCGCUAGUUCCACCUUAUCAUGCACACUUUCACGCACGGUGGUGCACCUUAGCAUAAUUCCACUUACAGCGUUGCACCAUUUAUUCCGUUCUUUGCGUGCCCUAUAUCCUUUCGACAACAUUUGCCGCCCACAAAGAGGACACGUUUGCUUCAGGAGAAGAACGCAACAGCAUCACGGAGCGCGCGAUGCAAGUUAACGACAGACGCCAGACACCACACAACGUACACGUGACCAAAAACGCAACGUACACGACAUUCAAACGGACGCAGACGUGAGCCCCCCGGGGGCAGGCAGGCAGGCGCAGUGAGGGAAAAUAUAUAUGUAUAAUUACAGAUAACGAGACAAAAUGUUAGGUAAACAAAAAACUAUAAUGAAGGAAAAUUGCAAACAGAAAUAAACGCCAAACACCUUGAGGCAUGAACACAAAGGAGGGACACUCUUUUAACACGUGGAUUACUGCAGGUCGUCGCGACCGCGACACACAUUGGAGAGGAAUAAACCUUGCAUUCGACGCUCCUCUUUCACAAAACAAAACACACACAGACACUCGUAAAACACAGCAAAGAUAAAGGAUGCAUCAGUGAUUAACUUCAAUACUGUCCAGUCCCAGCCCAGCCUCUGAAAGUCGUCGGUCCGCCUCAUUUGGAUUCGGGAAACGGAGGACGUGGCCAACAGAAAGUGGUUGGCCGUUUUAUUUUGCUUUGCAUUCAGUUGCGCUCAGUGCUUUCAAAUGCAGAGUGGGGCCGACAGGGAGAUAGAGAAAGAACCAUUGAACACACACAAUAGCAACACACAACGCGAACUGGCUGGGCAAAAGGAAUCUGAUCAAAGUGAGACUAGGUUUCUGCUUCCUCUCUAACUUAUUAUCAGCGUCAUCUUCAUCAACGGAAGGUACAUUAUGAGCAGAAAAUAUUCCACAAAAUAUAAGGAGGAAGGGUGAGAGCAUUUGUUUCUUUAAAUUAAUUUACAGUUAGUGCAAAACAGAACCCGAGUUACUAAGAGAAAAUUGGAACAUUCACAUCGCCGGAAUCGAUUAACACUGAAGUGAAGCGUUAAUGAGAUGGAAUAGAACCCGAAAUUACGGAGAGAGCUUAUCGAUUAGUGGCAAACGAAUAAUAAAAGGAAGCA
This is a messenger RNA of Anopheles cruzii, 3467 nucleotides long. RefSeq names its product ADP-ribosylation factor 1 (gene Arf79F). The record is from RefSeq and is a predicted model, not a curated record. Lineage: Eukaryota; Metazoa; Arthropoda; Insecta; Diptera; Culicidae. Gene Ontology annotation, cellular component: plasma membrane; cytoplasm. The coding region runs from base 613 to 1161 and encodes 182 amino acids. Gene Ontology annotation, molecular function: GTP binding; GTPase activity. The transcript is spliced from 5 exons. Gene Ontology annotation, biological process: intracellular protein transport; vesicle-mediated transport.